Messenger RNA from Dovyalis caffra, 1086 nucleotides. The record is from the annotation of a GenBank genome assembly. Lineage: Eukaryota; Viridiplantae; Streptophyta; Magnoliopsida; Malpighiales; Salicaceae.
AUGGGUGAAAAGAAGACUUAUUUGGCUGUGCUUUUAGUGCAAUCAAUCUAUGGUGGUAUGUUCAUGCUCUCAAAGGCUGCUUUCAAUGGUGGCAUGAACAACUAUGUCUUUGUCUUCUAUAGACAAGCAGCUGCAACUCUUUUCUUAGCCCCUUUUGCCUUCUAUUUCGAGUGGAAAAAUAGACCACCACUAUCGUUCGGGACCUUCUGCAAGAUUUUCUUCCUCUCUCUAUUUGGGAUUAGCUUGUGCUUAGAUAUAUUUGGUAUUGGCAUCGUCUAUGCAUCCGCGACAUUGGCUGCUGCAAUUUCAAACUGCCUUCCAGUCAUCACUUUCUUCCUGGCACUUCUACUCAGAAUGGAGAAGUUGAAAUUGAGGUCAGUCUCAGGGAUUGCCAAGAUUGCUGGGAUAGUAGCAUGUUUAGCAGGUGCAGCAAUCCUUGCCUUGUACAAGGGCCCUCACUUUAAUCUUUUGUGCCUUCAUCACGUCUUUGGGAGCCAUAGCAGCCAAGCAAUCAUAAGUCAUGUUCCUUCCAAUGAAACCAGGAUAAAGGGUUGCUUCCUCUUGUUCGUGUCCAACUUUUUAUGGGGCUUAUGGCUUGUUGUGCAGGUACGAGUUUUGAAAAAUUACCCAUCAAAGCUUCUAUUCAUAACUCUUCAGUGCUUUCUAAGCACAAUUCAGUUAUUUGCCAUUGCCAUUUCCAUUGAAAGAGAUCCUCAUGAGUGGGAGCUGGGCUGGAAUGUCAGACUUGUUGCUGUAGCUUACUGUGGAAUUGUGGUGACUGGUGUUACAUUCUACUUGCAAGCGUGGAUUAUAGAGAAGAAAGGGCCAGUUUUCUUGGCCAUGUCUACACCAUUCAUUUUGGUCUUUACAAUGUUCUUUUCUGCUAUUCUCCUAUGCGAGAUCAUCACUUUGGGAAGUGUUUUGGGUGGACUCGUGUUGGUCGGAGGCCUUUAUAGCGUUCUAUGGGGGAAAAGUAAAGAAGAGAAAAUGAAUGGUGAGAACUGUUUAAAGGCUGUAGGUGACAAAGAAUGCUCAGAGUUGGAACAAGUAAAGCCAGUGGAAACCAAGGGACCAUUGUUGGUGUAA